UCUCAUUAAUCAUGACUCGUUGCACUAAGCUGGUAUUUUUCUGGUCCUUCUGAGUACAGUUUGGACAUUGAAAGGUUUUUCUCAACAAAACUGUGAGUCUGUGACCAAUGCUUUUGAAACGAUUCGAGAGUGCUGCUUUGUGACUCGGAACGAUUCUAUUCUCGACUGUCAACACAACUUGUCUGCGGAUCAACCCCAGACCUGAACUGCCAAAAAGAUGCUUCUUGUUCAAUAGCAGAGAAUAAAAAGGUGUCUUUUACCACAUAUAUUGUUCAAGUCUCUAACCGGUUGCUAAAUUACACCAUUCAAGAUCAUUCUUAGUUUUUAGUGCUGUCUUCAUCUGGGAUCUUGCUUGGAAAGAAAAUGAAAUGUCAUGAGUCUCAUGAGAAGAAUGAGGAUUGUCAGUUCAAUGAAUGAAUGACUGAGAGAAAAAAAGUCAAAUAUUAGAUGAAUUCCUUUUAGGAAGCCUGAUGUGGACCCCCAAUUUGUCAUCUUCAGAAAGUAGCCUACUUGCUGAUCUUUUGGUUUAAAAGAUCAUCCCUUAUUUUGGAGAAAGUGACUGAGUCCUCCCUGGGAUGCAAUCGCGUCGCUCAAUGAUGAAUGACCUUGAUUUGCCAGAUGACUUUGACUAUGGGCUGUACAAGUUUUUCACGUCAACUUCCACCACAACAGUGCGUCCACGCAGAGGGAGGGGUCACAACAACAAUGUAGACAUAGAUCUGGAUGACACCGCUCCACUGCCUCUCCUCAUUGGAAUAGGACUUGCUCUGUUUAUCGGCUUUGUGAUCCUGAUUCUCAUCUGUUGCCUGUGCCGUCGCAAGCGUCCAGCACCCUCAAGCUCGGCUGCCGAACGCCCUGCCAAUGCGGCGUAUCAGCGGGCGCCGGUGACGGACGGGGGCAUGGCGUACCCCAUGACAGUGGUGCCCCCCGUCUCAUACGCUAACACAGGCAUGACAUACCAGCACCCUCAUCCGGCGGUCAUGGCUCAAGGCCAGCAGCACAACUAUGGCGUUAUUGGACCAGGUGUGAACCACAACAGCGGACCCCACAGUCAGUUUCAGCCCCCUCCUCCACACUUUGGCGGCGUGCCUACAUUCCCACCCAACCAGUACCUAGCAUCAGUGCCAAUCCCCCCAGCCCCGAGCCACACACCCGUACCGGGCGGUCAAGCGCCGUCCUUGUCUCACUCCAGCCAAGCGUCGACUGUCUCUGGGACAACGGCCGACCCGCUGGUCCCCUCUGCCUCUCCUUCGAUCAUGGUGCAACAACAGCAGCAGCAGCAGCAUCCUUAUCUGUACCACCACCAACAGCAACAACAAACACAGAUGUCCAUGGCACAGCCACUACCACAAGUGGGAGCGCCACUCAUGGCGGCCGGCAUCAACCAUCACCCUCAUCUCUUACAACAGCAACAGCAACCACCACCACCACCAGUAUCGGGAGGGGACAACCCAGGGCUGCACUACCCCCCUCCUCCUCUCAAUUACUCAUCUGUUCUCGCCAGUGAACACACCAGCCAAAUUCCAUCAGCUCCCCCCAACACAACUGUUACCAUGGGGACAGUCACUCCCGUCCAUAGUAUUCCCUUUGGAAGGCCGGCUCAGCACCCGCUGUCGUCUAGUAAUGAAGAGGAGGAGGAGGAAGAAGAGGAGGAGUAGUUCAUGUGGUGUGGAUGAAAGGCCUUCUUUGUCCUGUGAAGUUUAGCCUUGAGAGUGCGUGCGUGUGUGUGGGGGGGAGGGGGGUGGUGGUGUAAAUGGACUUUUUUUUCCCAAAUCAUUUUGUAAGACUGAUUGUAAUGUGUUGAUUGAGGUAUGUGCCUAUAGAUAUAUAUGUUGAUGUGUGUGUGUGUGUGCGUGUGGCUGCGUGCAUAUUUGAAACUGUGUCUCCAUGUGCACUUGGUUGUGUGUGCUUAUGUUGUGGGGCUUCUUCGGCCUUGCUGUAGAGUGAAAUUUGAUCUUUUCGAAGGUGCUAAACUGCUUAAUCAAUAUGCUUUCUUGGUCUUUUUCUGAUUUGUAUCAACAUCUGACUUCAGUGAAAGCUUUGUCCCAGCGUUGAAUCUUCCUUUUUUUUUGGGGGGGGGGGGGUGUCGAACUUUUGGGUACUGAACAUUAGUGUAUGAAAUUGCCUGUAUUUGCCAGAAAGAGUGCAAGAUUUUAGACUUUGAUCUUGAGUUGGUUUUUAUAAGAGAUUGUCCAAUUGCCAAUUGAUUUUGUUUACACCAGUAAGCAACAGGGCCAAGUAUUAUUUUUUUGUUUCCAUGUUUUGAUAAUUUUUAUUCCUGAUGAGACAUCAGUUGAGUCAGUUACAAUUAUACAGAUUGUUGGAAUGUGAAUUGUUGCCUGGAAGAUUUUUUUAAUUGGUCUGUUUUGUUAUUAUUAUUAUUAUUAAAUCAGUUUGCUUUUGUUAUU
This is a messenger RNA of Aplysia californica (California sea hare), 2408 nucleotides long. Its product is annotated as extensin. The transcript is spliced from 5 exons. The record is from RefSeq and is a predicted model, not a curated record. The coding region runs from base 576 to 1658 and encodes 360 amino acids. Lineage: Eukaryota; Metazoa; Mollusca; Gastropoda; Aplysiida; Aplysiidae.